Molecule: messenger RNA, 1464 nt
Organism: Olea europaea var. sylvestris
Lineage: Eukaryota; Viridiplantae; Streptophyta; Magnoliopsida; Lamiales; Oleaceae
Exons: 2
Coding region: 1-1464 (487 amino acids)
Source: RefSeq, a predicted model, not a curated record
AUGAGAAUGUUGGCCAGAAAAUUAAAAUUUGCAAAUUGUGUGUCUAAUGAGCAAGAGGGAGGUAAGAUUUGGAUUUUUUGGAGAGAGGAGUUUGUAGUAGAUUGGGUGGGAGCAUCGAACCAGGCUAUACAUGGCAUCUUUUCUAAGGGAUCAAGUACAGUAAUAAUUUCUUUCGUCUAUGCUAAAUGUUCUGCUCUAGAAAGGAGGUUGCUAUGGCAGGAGUUGGAGAGCAUUAUGGUUAGCAAUUUACCUAGGAUUGUUGCUGGUAAUUUUAAUAUCAUUAGAAAUGAUUCAGAGCGAAAGGGUGGGAGACCACGUCCAAUGGUGGCGAUGGAUGAUUUCAACUAUUGUAUUGAUAGAUGUGGGUUGAUAGAGCUAAAUGCGGAGGAGAGGAAGUUUACAUGGUGCAAUGGCCAAGAUGGAGCAACAAGGAGUUGGGCUCGACUUGAUCGAACUUUUACUAAUUCCAUGGCAGCCAGUUUGUUCCCGAAUAUGGGCUUGAGAUUGUUGGCGAAGGAGACAUCUGAUCACUGUCCAUUGCUUAUACAUUUUAAGCAGCCAAGGGUCUCAUAUGGACCCUCACCUUUUCGUUUCCAGCGUAUGUGGUGUGAACAUGAAACCUUUAUGUCUUGUCUUAAGGAAGCGUGGGUGGAUUGUAAUCAGGAUGUGGCGUUGGGAGGUCUACAAAAGUUGGCUGGAAAGCUAAAAAGGACUAAAUUGGCGCUAAAAGUGUGGAAUAAAAAAGUCUUUGGAAGGGUUGACCACAUUAUAUUAGAGCUUCAGGAGAGAGUAGAGAUACUUGAAGAGUCAUUGCAAGAGGGGUUCUCGUAUGAUGUGGAACAGGACUUUUUAGUGACCAACAUUGAGUUAGCGGAGUGGCAGAAGCGAGAAGAAAUAAGACUCUCUCAAGUAGCAAAGAAGCGAUGGCUUAGGGAGGGGGAUAACAACACUAAGUUUUUUCAUGCUGUCAUUGCCCAACAUCGAAAAAAUAGGAGGUUGGACCAAAUGAUGCUAGAAAAUAGAACUCAAUUAUCUUCUCCACAACAAAUACAUAUGGAGGCAGUGAGAUAUUUUCGGAAUUUUCUUACUGAAGAACACGUGGGGGCAGUACCAAAUUUAUCUAGCUUGAUUGAUGAUACCUUAACUGAUGAAGAGGGUCAAUAUCUUUGUGCUAUGCCGAUUGAAAAUGAAGUAAAAGAGGCUGUCUUUGUGAUUCCCAUGGAUAGUUCCCCUGGGCCAGAUGGGUUUGGAUCAAGUUUUUUAUCAAAUGCUGGGAUAUUGUCAAAAAGGAAGUGGUCGAAGCUGCAUAGGAUUUCCUUGGAGGAGGAGAGCUUAAUCGGUUUUACACAUCCUCUUAUAUUGUCCUCAUUCCGAAGGUGGAGGAACCGAAUGGUCGAGCAAGGAGUUUUCGUUGCUGGAAGAAACAUUGUUGAAAAUAUCAUUCUAACGCAGGAGUUAGUAUAA